CGUUAGUGUUUUAUUCACAACGUUGCCCAUAAGUUCAAGUAGCCCAGAGAAAUAAUAAUGCUGAAUAUGAAUGAAAUUAACUCUGGCAUCCACACAAAUUUGUUUAUUUUAAUGUGCAGUUAAACAUUUUUACACUAUAGUCUUUAUGUAUACAAAAUAUGAAAAUAUUUAUUGUUCUGCACAAUAUUCACCAAUAUUAAUUUUUAGUUCUAUAUAUUUGCUCUUCUGAUAAAAAUGCAGGAUCUUAACACGCAUGUGCCUUCGUCACUUAGCGUACCUGCCGUGCGUUUCGAUGUAAAUAAAGAAUUUCAAUAUCGCAACUUGUCUCAUGAUCGUGAUAGUUCCAUUGCAAGGCUUCAACGUAAGUCAUGGAUACGUUCUAGUAACGAAAGACGAUCUAAUCGGGAAGCACUUACAACUUUACUAUCAUCUCAUGGUGAAAACUCCAAUGAUUGUAUUGAGAAAUUGUUAGCAGAAGAGAUAUCAUAUCGGGAUUUGGCGUCGCUCUCAAGCUCCGACUUGGAAUUGAUGGGUUUCAAAGACCCCAAUGAACGCCAGGAACUUAUGAUAUUUUUCUCAGAGCUUCCGAAUCAGGAUCCCACAUAUAAAGACAUAUGUGGUUUGCCUGAAGCAAAGGAGUAUAAUUGUGAAAUUUUGGGCAAGGCUAUUGACCAUUUUGACAACAUGCGUUCAGCUCUUUCUGCGACCAAUUAUAAAUUGAAGAUUUUGCCUCCAGAUGACAUUAUUGUAGGAGAAAAGAGUUUUGCGAGCCGUUUUGUUUUGGAAUCACUAGCAGAAUUAAAGGCCGUAACUUAUGAAAUAGAUAAAGAGAUUGACGACUUAGUUAAGCUUCAAAUGGACAAAGAUUCUAAGCAGUCGCCCGACACCAAUAUUAAAAAAUAUUCAUAUAGCUAUUUUGGUAUUUGGGCAUUCAUUUGUACGAUGGCAGCAGCCGGAGCCUUGGCCUCAUCUUACAUUCCAAAUAUAAUCAGAAAAUAGACAGUCACAAUCAUUCACAAUAUGGAGUUUUUUCAAUUGCUUUAUAUUUGUACUUUUACAUCUCUUUAUCCAAGAUCAAAUUAAAUUUAUGUUUUUGAAUAAAAAAAUUAUUUUAGGUAUCGAGUAUGCCUAGUAAAUCUUAAAUUAA
Zeugodacus cucurbitae (melon fly) is the source of this 1147-nucleotide messenger RNA. RefSeq lists its product as uncharacterized. The coding region runs from base 235 to 999 and encodes 254 amino acids. The transcript has 3 exons. The record is from RefSeq and is a predicted model, not a curated record. Lineage: Eukaryota; Metazoa; Arthropoda; Insecta; Diptera; Tephritidae.